UCUUGCUCCGUCAAUAAUAAAACAAGCUUGAACCGAGCUUCGAUCGAAUAUCAAAUUUUAUAAUUCACGUUUAAACGCAUUUAUACAUGUGUUUGCUUGAGUCUAGCUUGUCUUACAUUUUUCAUGUUUGUCUAGAGGCGGUAAUCGAUUUGUUCAAUUGGAAUGAUGAAUCAGACAACAUUUAUAAAUGCUUAAAUUAAUAAAUACAAAGCAGACGAGUGACGUGCAGAAAGCUUCUGCUACUCCGCCGAUAAAAUUGCAAACAUUUUUUUCUAUCCUACUGGUGACGACUGCGACGAUGGGGAUUGAGGAAGAAUCAAUAAAUAACAUCUGAACUUUUAGUUCUCACGACUCCAAGUUAUUCGAAUUCGAUUAAGUACAGAUGAGACGUAUUUAAUAACAAUUUCGAACUGUAAUCGAUCCAAGUAUGCAUUGAUAUAAAGAUUGAGGCGACCUCAUCAUUUGAUUGCAAACUACAUUCUAUAUACUUAUCUUAAUAUACACAUACACAUAUGAGACCGCACAGUGAGCACGCACAGGCACAAUUUACAAGCACACAGCGACGUUAAGUGGUCAUAUGAUCGGUGUCUGCUUCGCCCAUCGGUUCUGUACUGUCGUUGGACUGUGUAGCUAGCUUAGGACACUUCCAAAGCAAGUUUUCUGCAGUAUUAAUCAGGAUGAUCGCAACAAUUUUUGCGGCCUUGGCUGCUUUUGUUGUUUUGGUGCAAGGCAAUGGUGAUUUUGUAGUAUUACACACUCCAGACAAUGUUAUAUUCAAGGGAAGUAAGGAAAUUGAUCAAAGUAAUCUUAAGGAAGUAUUUUCAGCUGCUCUUGGUUACACAGUGAAGCAUCAGAAACAAUCUUGGAGUGGAUUGUCUAUCACUAGCCCAUUUGACCUCCCUGAGGCUGUUGUUGCAAUAGCUGUAGAAGGUGUUGAUUCUUUAGGAGCUAUUAAAGGCAAAAAGUACCCACUAUUGGCUGAUGAGGUUGAAGAAGCUACAUGGCAGAACUUGAGAGGAAGAUUAGAACAAAGGGAUAACGAUAAUUUACUUGUUAGGAUUUACCUUGGUGAUGGACUCGAUGCCUUGGGACAAUCUGCUUUGGGAGAAUUGAAACCAACUCCAAUUGACGAAUCUCAAUUAAAAGCUCUGAGCUCUAAAAAUGAACAAGAUCACACAUUUUUGGAAGAAGUACAAUUGUUGCGUGCUAUUGCCAAAAAAGUACCAACUGCAGUGACUGCUGAUAAUAAGCCAGACGUUUAUUGGUUGGUUGUUUCGGGAUUAAAACCUAUUUUUGAAGCUUAUGGUAAGAACUCUGUUGCUGCCAAGGAAGCUCUAGCUCUUUUGAAUGAAGCAUUGCAUGAAGUCAGUAAAGCUUUCAUGGAUGUUUACAAAAAUCAGGUUCUUAUAACUGCUUUUACCAAUGAUCCUAGUCAAGUUCAUUCAGCUAGACCAAAGAGACAGGUCUCCCCUGGCAAGAGUAAUUUUACUCCUGAAGAUAUAAAUAUAGCUCAAACUAAUGAAGAUUAUCCAGUUAUUUUUAAUAUUUGCUUGUGGUUUGGAGUUGCUAUUUUUUUUGCUCUUCUGGCCAUAUGCAUUUCAAUUGCUGAUAUGGAUCCAGGACGUGAUUCUAUUAUUUACAGAAUGACUUCGAAUAGAAUGAAAAAAGACAACUAAACAUUGUAAAGGAAUUUUGGUUGAACUAAUAAUAAUAAAAAUCAGCAAACAUUAUUGUUAUUUAAACGGCUUCAACAGAGGCAUUUUGAAAUUACAUAAAAAUUCUCCAUAUCAAUCUAUUCAGAAGUUGCUAAGAGAAAUACUUAAUGUACAUACUCUCACAGCAAAGAACAUUUAUACAUAAGCAAAAAUAUGAAUAUAUUCUGAGAAUGAAUGUGUGGAAAGUGUUAAAAGAGUACUUGAAAAUAGACAUGCGAGUCUUGGUCUGAGUAUAUCAAAUUCAAUAUUAUAUCAACACAGGUUCACGCACAGAACAAUAUAUUAUACAUAUACUCAGGUAAAACUCAGUUGAAAUAAUAAUUUCUGUUCAAUUCUAACUUAAAAGACUUUGCAUGUGGCAAAGACUUUUGUUUUAGCUUUAUAAGUAUAAUUAUUUAAAUUAAAAAAAUGUAAAUUUAUUAUGUAUGAAAAAAGUGUGAAAUCAUCCACAUUAUAGCUUGAGUGUUAAAUA
This is a messenger RNA of Trichogramma pretiosum, 2187 nucleotides long. It is a transcript of the gene ATP6AP2, whose product is annotated as renin receptor. The record is from RefSeq and is a predicted model, not a curated record. Gene Ontology annotation, molecular function: signaling receptor activity. The coding region runs from base 678 to 1676 and encodes 332 amino acids. Gene Ontology annotation, biological process: positive regulation of Wnt signaling pathway. NCBI's taxonomy places the organism in Eukaryota, Metazoa, Arthropoda, Insecta, Hymenoptera, Trichogrammatidae. The transcript has 7 exons. Gene Ontology annotation, cellular component: external side of plasma membrane; membrane.